GAGGAGGAGAGGAAGGCCGGCCGGGCCCGCGGGCCGCGCACGCAGCCGCCGGGAUGUUGCAGAAUGUGAAUCCCCAGAGCAAGAUUUUGGGGGAGGGCAAUGCCACCCUCAUGGCUUUGGCCACCACGGACUCGACUCCCGGCAAACGAAUCCGCAAACCUUCGCUGCUCUACGAGGGAUUCGAGAGCCCCACCAUGGCCUCGGUGCCUUCCCUGGCCAACCCCCAGGUGAAUCCUCCUCCCCCGGAGGUUUCCAACCCCAAAAAACCCGGCAGGAUCACCAAUCAGCUGCAGUACCUGCACAAGGUGGUGAUGAAAGCUCUGUGGAAGCAUCAGUUCGCUUGGCCCUUCCGUCAGCCCGUGGACGCCGUCAAGUUGGGAUUGCCGGAUUAUCACAAAAUCAUCAAGCAGCCGAUGGACAUGGGGACCAUCAAGAGGAGGCUGGAGAACAAUUAUUACUGGGGAGCUGCAGAGUGCAUGCAGGACUUCAACACCAUGUUCACCAACUGCUACAUCUACAACAAGCCCACGGAUGACAUCGUUCUGAUGGCUCAAACCCUGGAAAAACUCUUCCUGCAGAAGGUGGCGCAGAUGCCCCCGGAGGAGCAGGAGCUGCUGCUGCCCCUGGCCAAGAACAGCCACAAGAAAGGGGCAGCCAGGGCUGCAGCCCUGCUGGCAGGUGUGAGCAGCCCAGCCCAGCAAGUCCCGGCCGUCUCUUCGGUUUCCCAACCCUCGGCCGCUUUCGCCGCCGCCGCCGAAAUCGCCGCGGCCAUCGUCACCAUCCCGCACCCGUCGGUGAUCGCGGCGCCGCUGCUGAAAUCGCUGCAGCACCCCGGGGCCGUUCCCAGCAACCCCAGCAAUCCCAGUAAUCCCAGUAACCCCAGUAAUCCCAGUAAUCCCAGUAACCCCGGUGCCACCGUCCUGGCAGCCCCCGCGCCCACCCAGCCCGUGGCCAAGAAAAAAGGAGUAAAACGAAAAGCCGACACCACCACGCCCACCACCACGGCCAUCAUCGCCACCAGCGGCGGCGAAUCCUCCCCUUCCAUCGCCGACAACGCCAAAGCCGCCAAAAUCCCGGCGCGGCGCGAGAGCGGCCGCCCCAUCAAACCCCCCAGGAAGGAUUUACCGGAUUCCCAACAGCACCAAACGUCCAAGAAAGGGAAACUUUCGGAGCAGUUGAAAUAUUGCAACGGGAUUUUGAAGGAGUUGUUGUCCAAAAAACACGCGGCCUACGCGUGGCCGUUCUACAAACCCGUGGACGCGUCGGCCUUGGGGCUCCACGAUUAUCACGAGAUCAUCAAGCAUCCCAUGGAUCUCAGCACCAUCAAGAGGAAGAUGGAAAACCGGGAUUACCGCGACGCGCAGGAAUUCGCCGCCGACGUUCGGUUGAUGUUCUCCAACUGCUACAAGUACAACCCCCCGGAUCACGACGUGGUGGCCAUGGCCAGGAAACUCCAGGACGUGUUCGAGUUCAGUUACGCCAAAAUGCCGGACGAGCCGCAGGAUUCCGGCGCGGCCUCGGCGUCGGCGCCGUUGCCUUUGGCCAAAUCCUCGUCUGAGGAAUCUUCCAGCGAUGAGGAUGAGGAGGAUGAGGAUGAGGAUGAAGAUGAAGACGAGGAGAGCUCGACGGAAACGUCCUCGGAGAGCGAGGAGAGCUCGGAUUCCGAGGAGGAGCGAGCGAAUCGGUUGGCGGAGCUGCAGGAGCAGCUGCGGGCCGUGCACGAGCAGCUGGCCGCCCUCUCGCAGGGCCCCGUGUCCAAACCCAAACGCAAACGGGACAAGAGGAAGAAGAAAAAAUCGGAGAAGCACAAAGGGAGAGCGGGGACGGACGAGGAGACGCGGCAGAGGCAGGCGCAGCUGCGCAGGGCCCGCAAGAACGCGGCGGGAGCGGGAUCCAAAAACCCCAAGAAAUCCUCCAAACCCCCCUUACCCACCCCCGCGGCCUCGCUGCUGGACUCGGAGGAGGAGGAAGAAUCCAAACCGAUGUCGUACGACGAGAAACGCCAACUGAGCCUGGACAUCAACAAAUUACCCGGGGAGAAACUGGGCAGGGUCGUUCACAUCAUCCAGAGCCGCGAGCCCUCGCUGCGGGACUCCAACCCCGAGGAGAUCGAGAUCGACUUCGAGACGCUCAAAGCGUCCACGCUGCGCGAGCUGGAGCGCUACGUGCUCAGCUGCCUGAGGAAAAAACCCAGGAAACCCUACAGUGAGACCCUGAAGAAGCCGGUGGGGAAGACGAAAGAGGAGCUGGCCCUGGAGAAAAAACGGGAAUUGGAGAAACGGCUCCAGGACGUCAGCGGGCAGCUGAACUCGGCCAAGAAACCCCCAAAAAAGGCCAGCGAGAAGCCGGAGUCGGCGCAGGGACUGGGAUUGGGAAUUUUGGGAUUGAGAAUUCUGGAAUUGGGAAUUUUGGGAUUGGGAAUUUUGGGUUUUGGGAGUUCUGGGAUUGGGAGUUCUAGGACUGAGAUUGGGAAUUCUGGAAUUGGGAUUUCUGGAUGUUGAGAAUUCUGGGAUUGGGAAUUACUAG
Catharus ustulatus (Swainson's thrush) is the source of this 2526-nucleotide messenger RNA. RefSeq names its product bromodomain-containing protein 2-like. The transcript has 13 exons. Lineage: Eukaryota; Metazoa; Chordata; Aves; Passeriformes; Turdidae. Bases 54 to 2501 code for a protein of 815 amino acids. Gene Ontology annotation, cellular component: chromatin; nucleus. Gene Ontology annotation, biological process: chromatin remodeling; regulation of DNA-templated transcription. The record is from RefSeq and is a predicted model, not a curated record.